AUGUUUUUGUUCGAUUGGUUCUAUGGAAUCUUGGCCACGUUAGGUUUAUGGCAGAAAGAAGCGAAGAUCUUGUUUCUAGGGCUCGACAAUGCCGGAAAAACCACUUUGCUUCACAUGCUCAAAGACGAGAGAUUAGUUCAGCACCAGCCAACACAGCAUCCGACAUCUGAGGAAUUGAGCAUUGGGAAAAUCAAGUUCAAGGCUUUUGACUUGGGAGGACAUCAGAUUGCUCGUAGGGUUUGGAAGGACUACUAUGCUAAGGUUGAUGCUGUUGUGUACCUAGUGGAUGCUAACGACAAGGAGAGGUUUGUGGAGUCGAAAAGAGAGCUUGACGCUCUUCUAUCAGACGAAGCUUUAGGAAAUGUUCCCUUUCUUAUUCUUGGGAACAAGAUUGAUCUUCCUUAUGCAGCCUCAGAAGAUGAGAUGAAGUACUACUUGGGUCUCACUAAUUUCACAACCGGUAAAGGCAAUGUGAGUCUCGGAGACUCGGCUGUUCGUCCCCUUGAGGUCUUCAUGUGCAGCAUCGUCCGUAAAAUGGGAUAUGGUGAGGGUUUCAAAUGGAUGUCUUACUACAUCAAGUAG
Arabis nemorensis is the source of this 582-nucleotide messenger RNA. NCBI's taxonomy places the organism in Eukaryota, Viridiplantae, Streptophyta, Magnoliopsida, Brassicales, Brassicaceae. The record is from the annotation of a GenBank genome assembly.